AUGCCCGCCACAGUCCUGACGUAUUCCGGUAGCUAUGAGUUCCCCGUUGAUCUAACGGCGGACGACACUCCUCCUCCUCCUCCUCCUCCUCAUGCACCUAGCCGCAACGGCACGCUAGCAUCGACGCCCUCCAUCCCGCAGCCAGAGGUCAUCAAGAUUGACCCCGAACCCCCUAAGAAGAAGAGACGCCUCGUCAGAGACAGCUACAUAAAACAGGAGGACGAUAUCUACGAUGCCGGGCUAGGCGAGGACCUAACCCUGCCAUCCGCCCAGGCGACAGACGAAGCCGGUCGCGACUCACCGCCAUCCCACGCCCACGGACCGAAUCUAGCUGAAAACCCUCCUCCUCCCCCGACACCACGUCCUUUGGCCCAGAAUUCUCGACGAAUUCUGCUUUCGGACGUCUCUCCAGCUAAUUAUCGGUCAAGGGCGCGAGCUCUCGAAUGGCGAUCGCAAAAACAGGAAGGAGCACGCCAGGAAGGUGGAUCCGCCAGCGGUGCUCUGCUGGAAGGUGCGACCGGGUCACGGAACCGGUGGUUCACCUUAGGCCCGCAGAGACCAUAUAUCGAUGCCAAAAAUAGGUGCCUUAUCGAGACGGCGCUGCGAAGUAGCAAAGUCGCGUCACUGGGCCUGGAAACGCUAAAGGAACCAUAUACGUACCAUGUGGAUUUUAGCAAAGAGGAGAUCGAGUAUGUCCGGCAACAGGCGCGGGAAUUGGUCACUCUCUCUAAGCCGCCUAAGAAUCCGGUACGCGAGAUCGCGAAGAUAUUGAGAAGACGCCCACUAGUUGCCAGCCUGCUACCUGAAAAGAUCCACAGGCAAGGGGCGGUCUGUGCGAGGAGUGAACUGGACCUUUACUAUUUUCUUGUUGAUGUCAACGAAGGCCGAGUUGCCAAGCGACCAAGGAUCUAUACGCUACGGCGUGAUAUCUUUGACACCGCCAGAACAACAUCUCGCUCGGGCAGGACAUCCUCCCUGCUUUUUAAGCGGGAAAUAGAAGGCCGGUCGUUGUUCGGCCGCGGAGGAAACGUCAGUGGUAUCAAGGAUGAGGUACGCCUAGUACGGGAGGACGAGCUCGAGCUGCGGCAAGAGUGGACAGACUGCGCUGGCGAUAUCAUAACUAUAUCCUGGGUAUCCGACUCGAGCUUCAUCUGCGGUACCACGGAACAUUCCGACUCCCAUAACCAGCAAUACAACAAGCCGGGAAAUCUACUUUUAUGCUCCACCAGCGCUGGAACGCUCCGCGCGUUUUCCGAUCACCGCAUCCCUCGACCUGUAGUCGCUAAGGGCGAAAACUCGACGGAGGCCAUGCGGCGAAGCCAAGAUCCCUGGCUCUACGCCUCCGUAGUGUCGUCCGCGUAUGAUGAGAAACUAGAUCUAGCCUAUACGUCGAGCUUUGACAAGACCGUCAAGGCGUGGAGAGUGGACAAGACGGGCAAGUCUAUGAAGCUCAUGGGGACCUGGCAGCAUGACGCGAACGUCAACUUUGUCGUCGUAUCGAAGCACGACUCCCGCUUCGUCGCGACCGCGUCUGAUGUUCAAGUUCAAGCAGUAAGAGUGUACUGCGUAGUCGACCCGGACAACCUCUCCUCAAGUCCUUACCGGGGAUUAGGCGGUAGGGUCGGCGGUCCCGAGGUGCAACCGGGGGAAUCGGACAGCUGGGCCUACCACCCUGCCACUAUUCAAUGGGGCCUUGCCGAGGCAUGUGCUCACCAUCUGCUUGUCGGGUAUUCACCUCGUGCUUCUAGCGCGGACGAUAAUGACAUCCCAGAGGAGAGGAGGAAUUCCGGCGUGAUGAGGAUGUUCAACGUGCGAACAGGCGGCGAGGUCUCGAUGGGCAUCCCCAUGGCCCAGAACGUAUUCGAGGUGAUCUGGCACCCGACAAAGCCCAUCUUCAUAGUCGCCACCUCGGUACCCGUUAACAUGGCGGGGCACAACGUCCGAACUCAAAUUCGUGUCUUCGCGCUGUCGAGCAGAACGGGCAGUGUCACGAGCCCGCCACUCCGGCCCGAAAACAACGCGGCUACUAUUAGCGCCUCAGCCGAGUUCUACGGCUUUACGCAUAUCCUGGACUGCUAUUCGCUCGAUAUCAAUGAGCUCACGAUUCGUCCGAACAGCCCGGAGUUCUUCUAUGUUACGGCUGCGUCGACUGACGGAAAGGUUUACGUUUGGGACACGGCUCAGGGAGACAGGCCCAUCCAUAUCCUCUGCCAUGGGGAGCCUAUCGAAGAAUACAGAGGCGACAGGGAGAAAGAAGACGUGGGCGUCAAGUUUACUGCAUGGGGGAGUACUCUUGAUCGUCUCUAUACCGGGGGUUCAGAUGGGGUCGUCAAGAUUUGGAACGUGCGUCACAAAGACCCUUUGAUCCGAGACCUCUUAGAGGUUACUGGCCCCGUGUCUGCUGGGGCCUUCUCUCCCGACUUUUCGAAACUAGCCGUCGGAGACGCGAGUGGCCGAGUUUAUCUACUCUCGGUGGAUAAGGAAGACGAUAUGGCCGGAGACUUUGUCCACCUCCCAUUCGAUAAUGGAAGAGCCACACGCCCCGUUCGUCGUCCAAAGCCAUACAUCCCCCACCCGGAGCCGCCCCCUCCAGAAGGCUGGCAAAGCGACGACGAUCCCGAUUCGGGCGUCCUCCGCGCCAGGCAAUAUCUUGCCCGCGAACAACUCGUGCGGAACCCAAACCCCAUCCUAGGCGUCUUCCAAGGCCCCAACUACUCAUCCCUAAACCUCUACCGCGCCGAGGCCCACGCCGAGAACGACCCAACUGGCCCCCUUCUGAGCUCCUUCGAGGUGGAUCAACAGGAAGCUUCGAGCCAGUCGAUACGAAGCACGGGCUGGCGAUGGCGGCGUAGAGCGCUCAUAUAUGCCCAGCCCACGCAGCCUUGCUAUGCGGCCGCCGAACAGCACCAGAAGAACUGCGAGAAGGAUUUGGACUGGGAGAUGUUGGCGCCUGAGGUGAAGGCGGAUUUGGAGGCUUCGCAGGUGGAUUUGUGGAUGUUGGAGAGGAUGGAUUAUGGGCUUGAUCUCGAAGCGGAAACUUGA
Scedosporium apiospermum is the source of this 3042-nucleotide messenger RNA. Its product is annotated as WD repeat protein. The coding region runs from base 1 to 3042 and encodes 1013 amino acids. Lineage: Eukaryota; Fungi; Ascomycota; Sordariomycetes; Microascales; Microascaceae. Gene Ontology annotation, biological process: regulation of actin cytoskeleton organization; TOR signaling. Gene Ontology annotation, cellular component: TORC1 complex; TORC2 complex. Gene Ontology annotation, molecular function: protein binding. The transcript is spliced from 2 exons. The record is from RefSeq and is a predicted model, not a curated record.